UUUCAAAAGCCCAGAAUCCACCAUUCCAUUUUAGCUGCUUUCUAAACUCUGAUCUCUCUUUUCCAAAUCCUAAGAAUUUAACUCACAAACCGAUCAUGGCUUGUUUAAAGGCCAUCAACCAUUUCCAGAUCCUCUCAUCAUCGAAUUCCACAAAACCGUUAAGUUCAGACGCCAAGAAAACCAUAUUCACCAAUAAAAGUCUGAACUUUGAUGCAAAAUUUUCGUCUAAAACCAGUAGGCAUCAAUUACGCCUUGUGCCCGUCAAUGUUGUGACGAAAGAGGAAAAAGACUUGGUCGCAGCUGAAACUAGUGAAAAGAAUGGUGAGGAGAAAGCAAUUAGUGGUGGAGAAGUGAAGGAAAAGGGCAGGAUACUAUCUACUCUACUGGAGGAUAAAGAAAGGUUGCUGAAUGCUGCUAUUGUACUUGGAGUUGGUACUCUUGCCAUUACCAAGUUGCUCUCCAUUGAUCAUGAAUAUUGGCACGGAUGGACCCUUUAUGAAGUGUUGAAGUAUGCCCCUGAGCACAAUUGGAUUGCAUAUGAAGAAGCUCUUAAAUCCAAUCCUGUUGUGGCUAAAAUGACGAUUAGUGGGAUUGUCUACUCUGUAGGAGAUUGGAUUGCACAAUGUUAUGAAGGGAAACCGCUUUUCGAGUUUGACCGACAGAGGAUAUUUAGAUCAGGUCUUGUUGGUUUCACCCUUCAUGGAUCGCUUUCUCACUACUAUUACCAAUUUUGUGAGGCUCUUUUUCCUUUCAAUGAUUGGUGGGUUGUCCCUGCCAAAGUAGUAGUUGACCAAACUAUCUGGUCUGCAGUUUGGAACAGCAUCUACUAUGUGGUUCUGGGGUUUUUGCGCUCUGAGUCCUCGGCUAGUAUAUUCGAUGAACUGAAGUCAACAUUUUGGCCUAUGUUAACUGCAGGAUGGAAGCUUUGGCCGUUUGCUCAUGUAAUCACCUAUGGCGUGAUUCCAGUAGAGCAAAGACUUCUUUGGGUGGACUGUAUGGAACUUAUUUGGGUCACCAUACUCUCAGGGUUCUCAAAUGAGAAAUCAGAAGCACGGUUGUCUGAAGCAGCAGAAGAUGACUCUAGCUAAGCAUCAAGCAAACCCAAGGAGUAUUGGCAAAUAAAUUGUAUUCCGUCAUGUGAUGCUGGGAAUUGAAGAAAGUGUGGGCCAAAAGCACAUUCUUUUUCUUUCAGCUGAAAGAUUGCUCAGUUAAUGGAAAAAAUUAUGCUGUUGCUAUACAUCUGUAUGCCUCCUCUUUGGACAGCAAGAAUCUGUCUAUUCUUCUUCUUCCCAUUUUCUUAGAAUUCUACACUCUCUUUUUCCUGUACUCUAGAGCGGUUUUCUCCCAGGUUGGCCCGGUGCUGUUGCAGAAGGGUUAGGGUUUGCUUGGAUUGCAUUUUUGGACUUUUUGUAAAAAAUUACUGUAGCGAUUUGAUAUAUGUGAGAUAAAAAAGUGAUUGAAAAAUGUGUCAACGAUGAAAAAUUGCAAUCCAAACACACCCUUAGUUAAUGAUUAGCUGGUCAUGCUACUUAGAUACGCCAUGAGGAUGCAGUAUAUAUAAAUUUGUAAUCUUUUAUUAUUAUUAUUUUUUGCCCUGCUUCUUCUUAUUAAAAUACCAGAAAAACCAUGAUAAAUAUUCAACAUCGAGUAGUAGCAGGAAAAUUUUCUUGAGUUUGACUCGUUUCUUAUACCAGAUGAUUUUGAAGGAGUGCAGUAUAAUGUUGGAGAUGUAAUCCUAAGUAUUCGAACAAGAUAGACUUCCAUUCAAGAAAUUCAGGAUAAAAAUCUAAUUGCAGUGUCCCUGAAUGUUAUUAAAGGUGUAAAAUAUGUUAAUUACAUGCAAGGCAAUUUUGGACA
Molecule: messenger RNA, 1857 nt
Organism: Coffea eugenioides
Lineage: Eukaryota; Viridiplantae; Streptophyta; Magnoliopsida; Gentianales; Rubiaceae
Product: protein SYM1
Exons: 7
Coding region: 96-1088 (330 amino acids)
Cellular component (GO): cytoplasm; membrane
Source: RefSeq, a predicted model, not a curated record